Messenger RNA from Telopea speciosissima, 1815 nucleotides. RefSeq names its product protein AUXIN SIGNALING F-BOX 2-like. The transcript is spliced from 4 exons. Gene Ontology annotation, molecular function: protein binding. Bases 85 to 1803 code for a protein of 572 amino acids. The record is from RefSeq and is a predicted model, not a curated record. Gene Ontology annotation, cellular component: SCF ubiquitin ligase complex. Gene Ontology annotation, biological process: SCF-dependent proteasomal ubiquitin-dependent protein catabolic process. NCBI's taxonomy places the organism in Eukaryota, Viridiplantae, Streptophyta, Magnoliopsida, Proteales, Proteaceae.
UUAGUCUUCCUCUCUUUUUCUUAUUUAUCUGUUUUGGAGAUACGUCUGGAAAGUUUUUCUUUCUUCUUCUUUGGGUGUUAAAGGAUGACUUAUUUCCCUGAAGAGGUUGUAGAACAUGUGUUUGACUUCCUCACGUCACACCGUGACCGGAAUGCGGUGUCUCUUGUCUGCAAGUCUUGGUAUAGGGUGGAGAGAUGGAGCAGACAGAGGGUUUUUAUAGGGAAUUGUUAUACCAUUAGUCCAGAGAGAGUAAUUGCGAGGUUUCCCAGGAUUAAGGCUCUUACGUUGAAAGGGAAGCCGCAUUUUGCCGAUUUCAAUCUGGUUCCUCAUGAUUGGGGUGGUUUCGUCCAUCCAUGGAUCGAGGCAAUGGCUAAGAGCUAUCCGGGGCUUGAAGAACUCAGGCUUAAAAGGAUGGUGGUCUCCGAUGAGAGCCUUGAGCUGCUCUCUCGUUCCUUUCCGAACUUUAAGUCUCUGGUUCUGGUUAGCUGUGAAGGAUUUACUACAGACGGCCUCGCAGCCAUAGCUGCAAAUUGUAGGGUUCUUAGGGAACUGGAUUUACAAGAAAUUGAAGUUGAGGAUCGCAAGGGACAGUGGUUGAGCUGUUUCCCCGAUAGCUGCACAUCACUGGUAUCACUGAAUUUUUCAUGUCUCAAAGGAGAAGUGAAUUUGGGUGCUCUUGAGAGGCUUGUUGCUAGAAGUCCAAACCUCAAGAGUCUGAAGUUAAACCGGACAGUACCAUUUAGAACUCUCUACACAAUCCUCUUGCAGGCACCUCAACUGGUGGACUUAGGCACAGGGUCUUACGUUCAUGAGCCUUAUGCAGAGCACUACGUGAAUCUUAUGAAUGCUGUUCUCAAUUGUAAAUCAAUUAGGAGCUUGUCUGGGUUCUUGGAGGUUGCUCCUCGCUGCCUGCCUGCAAUUUACCCCAUUUGCUUGAACUUGACAUCCUUGAACUUGAGCUUUGCACCGGGUAUUAAGGGUAGUGUACUCAUCAAUUUGAUUCACCAGUGCCGGAAACUUCAGCGCUUAUGGAUAUUGGAUUGUAUUGGAGACAAAGGGCUAAAAGUUGUAGCUUCUACUUGUAAAGAACUGCAGGAACUUAGGGUGUUCCCAUUUGAUCCCUAUGGUGGGGGAAAUGAAGCUGUAACCGAAGAAGGCCUCGUUGCCAUAUCUAUGGGUUGUCCAAAGCUUCAAUCUUUGCUAUAUUUUUGCCUCCAGAUGACAAAUGCAGCCCUCAUUACAGUAGCGAAAAACUGCCCCAAUUUCACCCGCUUCAGAUUGUGCAUCCUUGACCCAAAGAAACCUGAUCAUUCGACUCUGGAGCCGCUGGAUGAAGGAUUUGGGGCGAUUGUUCAGUCAUGCAAGGGCCUUAGGCGGUUGUCACUUUCUGGCCUUCUUACGGAUCAGGUUUUUCUUUACAUCGGAAUGUAUGCUGAGCGAUUAGAGAUGCUUUCAAUUGCAUUUGCUGGGGACAGUGAUAAGGGAAUGCUGUAUGUUCUAAAUGGGUGCAAAAAUCUCAAGAAGCUGGAGAUACGGGAUAGCCCCUUCGGUGAUGUUGCACUUCUAACGGACGUAGGGAAGUAUGAAACAAUGCGAUCCCUUUGGAUGUCGUCCUGCGAUGUUACACUUGGUGGCUGCAAGAUUCUUGGGAAGAAGAUGCCAAGACUCAAUGUAGAGAUCAUAAAUGAACACAAUCAGUUGGAACAUAGCCUCAAUGAGAGUCAGAAGGUGGAGAAGAUGUAUGUUUAUCGAACCUUGGAUGGACCCAGGAUGGAUGCACCAGAUUUUGUCUGGACUUUAUAAAUGCUAAUGACA